AUGUUGUACAAUGUUUUUAUAACUGACCUGGAGGAAGACAUAGAGGGGAUGCUUAUCAAAUUUACGGAUGACACGAAGCCGCAUGCGCAGUUCCCCCCGCCACCAAGCAGCGAGGACGCGGAGACCACGCCCUUGGCCGUGACGUCACCAGAGAAGGGGCGGCGCCGGGGCACCCCUCGCCCCGCCCCCUCCCGGGGACGCGGCGCGCACGUCUGCCGCGACAUCGUCAACGCGUCCCCGCGCUGUUUCCUGCAUCCCCAGAGCUGUGGAGCAUGGAGAAGCAUCAGCAGCUCUGCUGUCCUCCAGCAGGGGCGAGCUCAGGCGGAAAAGCCAAAGGCUGAGGGGGUCUUCCAGGUGACGAUGCUCCCUGGGGACGGGGUGGGCCCGGAGCUCAUGCACUCGGUCAAGGAAGUCUUCAAGGCUGCUGCUGUCCCCGUGGAGUUUGAAGAGCACCACCUGAGUGAGGUGCAGAACAUGGCCUCAGAGGAGAAGCUGGAUGAGUUCCUUGACUCCAUGAAGAAGAGCAAAGUGGCCCUCAUAGGAAAGAUCCACACCCCCAUGGAGUACAAAGGGGAGCUGGCCUCCUAUGACAUGAGACUCAGGCGCAAACUGGACCUCUUUGCCAACGUGGUCCACGUGAACAGCCUGCCGGGCUAUAAAACGCGGCACAACAAUCUGGACCUGGUGAUCAUCCGUGAGCAGACCGAGGGAGAGUACAGCUCCCUGGAGCAUGAGAGUGCAAAGGGGGUCAUUGAGUGCCUGAAGAUCAUCACCCGGGCCAAGUCGCAGCGCAUCGCCAAAUUUGCUUUUGAUUACGCCACCAAGAAGGGCCGUUCCAAGGUCACAGCGGUGCACAAAGCUAACAUAAUGAAGCUGGGCGACGGGCUCUUCUUGCGCUGCUGUGAAGAGGUGGCUGAGUUGUAUCCCAAGAUCAAAUUUGACACCAUGAUCAUCGACAACUGCUGCAUGCAGCUGGUGCAGAAUCCCUACCAGUUUGACGUCCUGGUCAUGCCUAACUUGUAUGGGAACAUCAUAGACAAUCUGGCGGCUGGACUGGUGGGCGGGGCCGGAGUGGUCCCUGGCGAGAGCUACAGCGCUGAGUACGCGGUCUUUGAGAUGGGCGCCCGACACCCCUUUGCCCAGGCCGUGGGGAGGAACAUCGCCAACCCCACCGCCAUGCUGCUGUCCUCUGCCAACAUGCUGCGCCACCUCAACUUGGAGUAUCAUUCGGCCCUGAUCUCGGAGGCAGUGAGGAAGGUGAUCAAGGUCGGCAAGGUGCGGACAAGAGACAUGGGCGGUUACUCCACCACCUCUGACUUCGUCAAGUCUGUCAUUGACCACUUGCACCCCCACUACGGGGUCUAGGGCAGGAGUCUGUCUCAAGCCUUCUCCCCCCCUUU
Messenger RNA from Gekko japonicus, 1400 nucleotides. It is a transcript of the gene IDH3B, whose product is annotated as isocitrate dehydrogenase 3 (NAD+) beta. The record is from RefSeq and is a predicted model, not a curated record. The transcript is spliced from 13 exons. Lineage: Eukaryota; Metazoa; Chordata; Lepidosauria; Squamata; Gekkonidae. Gene Ontology annotation, biological process: tricarboxylic acid cycle; isocitrate metabolic process. The coding region runs from base 1 to 1365 and encodes 454 amino acids. Gene Ontology annotation, cellular component: mitochondrion. Gene Ontology annotation, molecular function: NAD binding; oxidoreductase activity, acting on the CH-OH group of donors, NAD or NADP as acceptor; magnesium ion binding.